AUGGAUUUUCGAUUUUCAUGUUUAGGAGCAGCAAGAAAUCGGUUUCAGAAGAAGGAAGAAAGAAGAAUAGCAAAAAAAAAAAAGGAUUUUCAGUUAUCGUAUCUCGUAAAAAACUGGGAUGAUACAGAUACUGUUAAAUAUUGGAAACAACGAGCUUUGAAUUUGGAGAAAUUGUUGGAAUUAAGCGUGAAUAGGGAACAGAUUUUAUUGGAGAAAUUGGAGGAAAGUAUUGAAAAGCUCGAGAAACAAUCAUCCCCAGUUGAAGAACUUUCGCAAAUCUUGAAAAGAGCAGAUAAUUUUUUACAUUUUGUUCUUCAAAAUGCGCCUGUUGUUAUUGGUCAUCAAGAUAAAGAUUUGAGAUAUCGCUUUAUUUAUAAUCAUUUUCCAAGUUUGGGAGAGGAGGAUAUUAUUGGAAAAACAGACGUUGAGAUAUUCAAAGGUGGUGGAGUUAAGGAAUCCCAAGAUUUCAAAAGGGAAGUUCUUGAAAAAGGAAUACCAGGAAAAAGAGAAAUUACAUUUGAGACCGAAUUAUUUGGAGCCAAUUUUGGAAGGAAAUGUAGCCUCGUUAUUGGUGAUGUUCUACGAAUUCGACAAAUUCUCACCAACUUGAUCAGGAGCAGCAAGAAAUCGGUUUCAGAAGAAGGAAGAAAGAAGAAUAGCAAAAAAAAACGAUUUUCAGAAACAAAUAACAUACUUGAUUUCGUUUGGGAGCAGCAAGGAAAACGAUUUUCAAAAGAAGGAAGAAAGAAGAAUAGCAAAUAA
Messenger RNA from Lactuca sativa (garden lettuce), 762 nucleotides. NCBI's taxonomy places the organism in Eukaryota, Viridiplantae, Streptophyta, Magnoliopsida, Asterales, Asteraceae. The record is from RefSeq and is a predicted model, not a curated record.